This is a messenger RNA of Alternaria atra, 1590 nucleotides long. RefSeq lists its product as uncharacterized. Gene Ontology annotation, biological process: transmembrane transport. The record is from RefSeq and is a predicted model, not a curated record. Gene Ontology annotation, cellular component: membrane. The transcript has 4 exons. Gene Ontology annotation, molecular function: transmembrane transporter activity. The coding region runs from base 1 to 1590 and encodes 529 amino acids. NCBI's taxonomy places the organism in Eukaryota, Fungi, Ascomycota, Dothideomycetes, Pleosporales, Pleosporaceae.
AUGGAGUCUGAAAUCGAGAAACGUCCAAGCCCUCGCAUCUCUCUCGAUGUAGAAACACAAACCAAGUCCUCCGUAGACGCAGACGCCCUCAAGCUAGCAGAAAUGGGCUACACCCAAGACAUGGCGAGAAAGUACACCGUCUGGUCCGUUCUUGGGGUCGGAUUCUCAAUCACAAACUCGUGGUUCGGCAUCUCAGCCGCUCUCAUCACUGGCAUCAAUUCCGGAGGCCCGCUGCUCGUCAUCUACGGCAUCAUGCUCAUAGCGCUCAUCUCAACGUGUGUGGGUAUCAGUCUGAGCGAGCUGGCGAGUGCAAUGCCGAACGCGGGUGGACAGUACUUCUGGGCUGGUGAGCUAGCACCGAAGCGAUACACGAGACUUGCGAGUUAUAUGACGGGGUGGUUGGCGUGGUGGGGUGCCAUGUUUACGAGUGCGUCUGUGGCAUUGGCUAUGGGUAGUGCGUUGGUAGGGUGUUAUCAACUUGGGCAUCCGGACUUUGUCAUCCAGCCCUGGCACGUCUUCCUCGCAUACCAGCUCUCAAACAUCUUCUGCUUCCUCUUCAACUGCUACGGCAAAACGCUCCCCACAAUCGGCAAAACCACACUGUGGACCUCGCUGCUCUCCUUCGCCGUGAUACUCAUCGCUGUCCCAGCUGUCGCGCCUACACACCAGCACGCUCGCUUCGUCUUCGCCACCUUUAUAAACAACACAGGCUGGCAACAAGAUGGCAUCGCCUUCAUCGUCGGCCUCGUGAACACAAACUGGGCUUUCGCUUGUCUAGACUGCGCUACGCAUCUCGCCGAAGAGGUACACCGGCCGGAAAAAAUGGUGCCGAUAGCCAUCAUGGGGACUGUGGGCAUUGGGUUCGUGACGAGCUGGUUCUUCUCCGUUGCCAUGUUCUUCUCGAUUGUAGGGGACUUUGCUGAGAUUGGCGCAUCAGAUACUGGGGUACCUAUCCUGGAGAUCUUCUUUCGCGCGCUGGGAAACAAGGCUGGGGCAACGGUCCUUGAGGCGCUCAUUAUAGCUACGGGAUUGGGUUGCUUGGUCGCAAGUCAUACAUGGCAGAGUCGGCUGUGCUGGAGCUUUGCGCGGGAUCGUGGGCUUCCUGCUCAUCGGUGGCUGGCCAAGGUACAUGCAGGACUCGAUGUGCCUCUUAAUGCACACUUUGUGAGCUGUGUUAUUGUAGCUAUUAUGGGAUGUUUGUAUCUGGCUUCGUUGACGGCAUUUAACUCGAUGAUAACGGCAUGCAUCGUCCUUUUGUAUCUCAGCUACUCUGUUCCGGUCAUCUGUCUUCUCGUCCGCGGUCGCAACAACAUAGUCCACGGGCCAUUCUGGCUCGGCCCAAUCGGUCUUUUUGCGAAUGUCGUACUACUUCUCUGGACACUGUUCACACUGAUCAUGUACUCAUUUCCGUACGCGAAACCUGUUGAGGCGGGGAACAUGAACUAUGUAUGCGUAGUCUAUGCCAUUGUUGCUUUCAUCGCUAGCAUGGACUGGCUGUUUAGAGGAAGGAAGAAUUUCGUGGUCGCGGGCGAAAGGAAGGAGGAAGGAGCGAAUACAGGUCCGAGGAUCGUGGAUCUGCCUCGUUAUUAA